Molecule: messenger RNA, 738 nt
Organism: Eimeria maxima
Lineage: Eukaryota; Apicomplexa; Conoidasida; Eucoccidiorida; Eimeriidae
Exons: 6
Coding region: 1-738 (245 amino acids)
Source: RefSeq, a predicted model, not a curated record
AUGGAUGCCGAGUGCGGCUUAAGGAUUGUCCAUCGCUUUGGACAAGAAGAGACACUAAAACGAUUGUGUUUGGAGGUUGAUGAUGGACCAGGAAAGAAGUACAAGCUCAUCAGCAGCAGCAGCAGCAGCGCAGCAGCAGCAGCAGCAGCAGCAGCAGAUUCGCACAGACCUGGUGAUGGAGCUACGUUUCUAUCUACUCCUGUGUCUGGUUCUGCUCCCCUUAAACGUCUUAUUGCCGUCGCUAGCGAUAUACGCGGCCCUUCCUUCCUAUUUGGCUGGGCAGUGGUACGUGACGGUGGUGUUGGUGGCAGCAGCAACAAGAAGGUUGAUGAUUUACCUGCAGCAGCAGGAGCAGCAGGAGGUGCAGCAGGAGGUGUAAAACUGCAGCAAGUUUGCUGCAUGUGUUGUGAUUAUAACUCUCCUUGUUGCCAAUUAGCUGUUUCCCCUGAUCAGCAAUUCAUCGCUAUUGGACUCGCUAAUGUAGUGCUGCUGCAGCACGUUCUGUAUACGGGGCAGCAGCAGCUGCUGCUGCGGCAGCAAGCCUUGACUUCGGGGAACUUCGAAGCUACAAUUGGUGAUCUUCUUGCUGAACGGCUGCAGCAGCAAGAGCAGCAGCAGCAGCAGCAGCAAGAGCAGCAGGAGGCACUUGAUAUGCCCUUUGAUGUUGAGGAAUUCCAGCAGCAGCAGCAGCAGCAAAAUAAGACAAAGAAGCAGAAAGGCCCCCAUGAUGAACUAUAA